GAACUUCAACAGCAAAAGUAGCAGAACUUCGGCAGCAGAAGCAGCAGCAGCAGAAGUAGCAGCAGCAGCAGCAGAAGUAGCAGCAGCGGCAGCAGCGGCAGCAGGAGCUCCGGCAGCAGCAGGAGCCGCAGCCCGCGCGGUGCCCGCGUCCCCGAUGAGCGCCGCCGCCGCUCUCUACAGCCUGGACUCGCCCUCGUGCUACAAGAGCUGGUGCCCGGAGCCCGCCAACUUCUACGACGCCAAGGUGGGCAGCGGCGGCGGCCCCGGCCCCGCCUGCAAGCCGGGCGGCCGCGGGAUGAGCGGCGAGGAGGCGGGCGGCAGCGGGUCCAGCCUGGCGGAGCUGAGCGCCGCCGCCCCGGCCAUGUACGAGGACGAGAGCGCCAUCGACUUCAGCUCCUACAUUGACUCCAUGUCGGCCGUGCCCAACCUGGAGCUGUGCAACGACGAGCUCUUCGCCGACCUCUUCAACAGCAACCACAAGCCCGAGCGGGGCGGGGACUACGGCGAGUACCUGCCCGGCCGCGACCCCGCCAAGGACCUGGGCGCUGCCAUGACCGCCCUGCUGGGCGCCGAGCCCCGCGCCGCCUCCUCCGCCUCCUCCUCCUCCUCCUCUCCCUCCUCCUCCUCUUCCUCCUCCUCCUCGCGCGGCGCCCUGAAGCAGGAGCCGGACUGGAGCGACAGCGACCUCUCCUCGUCGCUGCUGCCCUCGCAGAUCGCCACCUGCGCGCAGACCAUCAUGAACCUGAGCGGGCAGCCCACGCCGCCCACCUCCCCCGAGCCGCCGGGCAGCAGCUCGCCCUCCAGCUGCAGCACCCGCUCCCCGGGCCCCUCCGGCCCCUCGCAGGGCGUCCCGGGGGCCGGCGGCAAGGAGCGCGGCGGCAAGAAGUGCGUGGACAGGUUUAGCCCCGAGUACCGGCAGCGCCGGGAGCGCAACAACAUCGCGGUGCGCAAGAGCCGCGACAAGGCGAAGCGGCGCAACCAGGAGAUGCAGCAGAAGCUGCUGGAGCUCUCGGCCGAGAACGAGAAGCUGCACAAGAAGAUCGAGCAGCUCACCCGGGACUUGACCAGCCUCCGGCACUUCUUUAAGCAGCUGCCCGGCGCCCCUUUCCUCCAGCCCGGCUCGGGCACCGACUGCCGGUAACGCGCGGGGCGGCGGCACGGAGGGACGGGCUCCGAGAGACCGUGGAUAAAUACCUCAGGGGGCCGAGAGGGGCGAGCCGAGCUGUGCCGAGACCUUCCUGAGCCGGGCCGGGCCGAGCCGUGUCGGGCGCUGCCGAGCCGUGCCGGGCAUUGCCGAGCUAUGCCGAGCACUGCUAAGCCCGUGCCGAGCCGUGCCGGGCGCUGCCGAGCCGGUGCGGGGAGGAGGCGCGGAGCCGCGGCUGUAGCUGCCGCUCCAUGGAUGUUUGGCGGCGAUGGGGCGAUGCCCGCGUCUUUCACCGCGAAACUUGAAAAAAAAAAAAAAAAAAAAGAAAAAAAUACCAACCCAAAGCUAAAUAUCUUCUUUUUUUCUUCUUGUUUUUUUUUUUUUCUCCCCUUAAAUUAUUUUUGUAAUGGUAGUUUUGGUCUUUUCCACAUUUUACUCACGCCGCCGCAGCUAUGGUACAUCUGUUAAAAAAUGAUUCAAAACCCCAUGUAUUUUAGACAGUAGGAUGGAAAACAGAAAAGACUGAGCAUGCUCGACCUUUUAUAUCAGUUUUUACAGCAUUUCUAAGAAUAAAAGAAAAAAGCAUUUUAAAUCGA
This is a messenger RNA of Cuculus canorus (common cuckoo), 1740 nucleotides long. It is a transcript of the gene CEBPD, whose product is annotated as CCAAT enhancer binding protein delta. The record is from RefSeq and is a predicted model, not a curated record. Gene Ontology annotation, molecular function: RNA polymerase II cis-regulatory region sequence-specific DNA binding; DNA-binding transcription factor activity, RNA polymerase II-specific. Bases 155 to 1141 code for a protein of 328 amino acids. The transcript has a single exon. Lineage: Eukaryota; Metazoa; Chordata; Aves; Cuculiformes; Cuculidae. Gene Ontology annotation, biological process: regulation of cell differentiation; DNA-templated transcription; regulation of transcription by RNA polymerase II.